Messenger RNA from Paramacrobiotus metropolitanus, 2851 nucleotides. RefSeq names its product histone-lysine N-methyltransferase EHMT1-like. The record is from RefSeq and is a predicted model, not a curated record. The transcript has 8 exons. NCBI's taxonomy places the organism in Eukaryota, Metazoa, Tardigrada, Eutardigrada, Parachela, Macrobiotidae. Bases 232 to 2538 code for a protein of 768 amino acids. Gene Ontology annotation, molecular function: histone methyltransferase activity; p53 binding; protein-lysine N-methyltransferase activity.
AUUUGAUUCCAAACGAUCUUUCAAGAGAUGCGGUUGUAAUAAAAGAUCAGUACAGUUGAAGUUUCAGAAAUGCAGCAGCUUUUAUGGAUGUUGGCGGUUAGUUGAAGAAACCACUUGUUUGAUGUGCGAAAACGUGCUUCCGCCGAAGUUCCACGUUUUCUUGUGGCAUUUUUCCACCAGUGAUCAUAACUGUACUGGUCGCAUCCUGAGUGCGCAGCGCGAUUGCCAAUCAUGUCGGAUGCAUCCUCCGCGGAGGCGGACUACGAGCCCGUCUUCUCGGUGUACUACGACGCCAUGCGCAUGGAGCGCGCCCCCGGGCGGCCCCCGGGGCGCUACUGGAUCUGGGUGCCGUUGAACCAGCGCUGCGACGUCACCCCCUCCACCCCCCUCCCCCCGCGCCUCCACCGUCCGCGCGUUACCCGACGCUAUGGCACACGUCGUCCCUGCGGGGACACGGAGAAUCUGCCCCUCCCGGGGAUCCUCCAGGGGCUCCUCCAGGGCGGGGGGCCGCCCCCGAAUCAUCCCCCCGGGAAGAACGGUUUCCAUAAACGCGGGGGUCCCAAGUUCCCCACUAUCGGGGGGAAGAAGGUCGAUGGGGUCUUCAGGUUAAUCAUCCCCGUAGUCUUCGCGCCGUCCACCGGCGAGUACAUCAUCCCGCCCGACACCCCGUUGUCCUGCUUCGCCGACGUGGAAUGGUGGAUCAUCGAGUUCCUGCAGCGCUUCACCAUCUGCGCCGACCGCGACGACCGCAUCACCUUCCGCCCGCGCGCCGCCCACGACCCGCCUGACCACGCCCCGCCCGUGGACAAGCGGGUGGUGGCGCUCAAGGUGCAGCCCUUCCGCACCCCCGACGAGGCGCGCGCCUACUUCAACGUCUUCGCCCCCGAGGCCAUGCCGGUGGCCUGGAUGGAGGGCUUCCUGGGCGGGGUGGAGGAGCUGAUGCGGCGGGGGGAGUGGAAGAGCAGCGAGGGGAUGGGAGGACGGCUGGUCAAUGGGAAACGACCACGGGUCCAUAAGGAGGGGGACGGGGAGGAGGCCGGGGAGAUGAGCCGGAUUCUGAAGAUGGUGAUCGAUGCGCGGGCCACCGUGGGGUUGCCGGUGCCGCAGCUGACGGCCACGUUGUGGGAUUGGGCUGGACGGGUGUACACCGAGCAGGAGGACCAGGGAAAGAAAUUCGUCCUGCUGGUGUGCCUGUUGCGCCUCUGCCGGGCCAACACCGGCCUGACGGAGCCCACCCGCGAUACCCCCUUAUUGAACGCGGUGCGGGCCCGUGACUACGCCAGCAUGGAGCUGCUGAUGGAACACGGCGCGGAGCCGCUGAAUCGCGACGCGGACAUGAAGACCGCUCUGCACGUGGCGGCGCGCGGCGGCGAUCUGCGGGCGUUGAGUCUCCUCUUAGAAAAAUACCCGCGGGUGCACGUGGACCCCCUGGACCAGAAUAUGCGCACACCGUUGAUGGAGUCCGCGGAGAAGUUGUCGCGGGAGACGCUGCGGCUGCUGCUGGAGUACGGCGCCAAUCCCUCUGCGCGCGACCAGAUGAACGAGACCGUCCUGCACAAGUUGGUGCGCGGGGGGUUUGACGAGGAGAUGGCGCUGGAUCUGCUGGAGGCGGGCACACCGGCCACCCCGCUGAACACCAAGAAGGACGCGCCCAGCGACCUGGCGGCCAGCAUCCCGCUGCCCUACAAACUGCCCUCCCCCGUCAAGAAGACCACCACCGUCACCCUCAUGCCCGUCCACCCCAACCUCACCUUCGGCACCGCCAAACAGCGCACUUCGCAGGGCACCAUCCAGCUGAACAUCACGGACGUGGAGCGGCGUCCGUCCUUCGACUACCAGUUCGGCCUGUCCAUCCACGCCGACAGCGAGCCCUUCAUCGAGCUGGCGCCGGCGCGGCAGGACAAGUGGCCGGUGCUGUACUGCAAGUGCGCCGGCGGCGUCUGCAACGUGCGCACCUGCGUCUGCAUCAAGAUCGCCAACCGCGGCUCAGCGGUGUUCGACGCCCGGGGCCGGCUGCUGGCCAGCCACCCCGAGGGCCGGCCCAUCCUCCAGUGCCCGGCCAUGUGCCGUUGCGGGGCGGAGUGUCCGCUAAAGACGCUCCACGACGCCGUGGCCCCGCCCAUGGAGAUUUAUUACGAUAAGGUCAAGGGGCUCUGGCUGGCCAAAUCGAAGGUGGAGUUGGAGCGCGGCGCCUUCGUCAGCUUCCUGGGCGGGGAGCUGGUGCACGCGCGCUUCGUGAAGAAGGACAAGGCGCACCGCUACAUGCUGUUCUCGCGCGGCCUCCUCGUGGACAUUUCGCGGCGCGCCAACGCCUCCCGCUUCUUCGCCGACAGCCAACGCCCCAACCUCACCAUCCGCGUCGUCAAGGAGUUCGACUGCCGCAAACCCCCGCAGGUGGCGUUCUUCGCCGCCGAGUGGAUCGGUAAAGAUGAGCCGUUAACGUACGACAAAACCACCUUUUUCGACGGGAUCACGCGGGCACUGCGCGAAUACUGCUUCAAGGAUUUCAGAUGCGAGGAGAACGACGGACUGUGCUGAGUGGUCUUCCGCAGCUGCAAUAAUUUAUUUAUUCAUUGUUUUAUUGUUUAAAAAAAUGUUUGUUAGUUGUUUUUAUUGUUUCAAUGGGUGUCGCGGGGCGUUUUGCUCAUUCAGGUUUGCAGCAAAGUUUUGUGAUCGUGGCUGGUUGUUGUUUUUGGACAUUUUUUCCCAGGGGCGGGGCUACUCGGUUUCUCCAUGUUUUACCGCGUUUUUUUAUCGGUUUGAACUUUUUGUACGUUCUUUUAACUGUUUACUGUACAGACGCAUUGUGGCAGGUUUACAACUGAGCAGGGAAAUUUUCUCAGAAAGAAAU